Messenger RNA from Triplophysa rosa, 4634 nucleotides. It is a transcript of the gene stx17, whose product is annotated as syntaxin 17. Gene Ontology annotation, molecular function: SNARE binding; SNAP receptor activity. The transcript has 8 exons. Bases 408 to 1307 code for a protein of 299 amino acids. The record is from RefSeq and is a predicted model, not a curated record. Gene Ontology annotation, biological process: intracellular protein transport; vesicle fusion; exocytosis. Gene Ontology annotation, cellular component: endomembrane system; autophagosome membrane; plasma membrane. Lineage: Eukaryota; Metazoa; Chordata; Actinopteri; Cypriniformes; Nemacheilidae.
UGGUGUUCCCUUAAACCGGAAUCACUGAUCGUCAUUAGAGCGCUGAGGGAAAAGUUCUGUUACUAAAUCCAUUUACAUUAGGCCUACUAAUAUAUUUCAGAUUCAUAAUAAUUUAACAGAUAAUAAUUUUCUUUCAGUCAAAUUUUAUAAUACUCUGAUCAACGCUUCUUGUCGAAAGUGUUCAUUUCGUUAAGCAGAUGUAUAGUUCCGCACGAUCGGACACAUUUCGGCGUUGCACGUAGCAGAAAGCGAAACCACUGUUUACAAACACAAAGUUGGUGACAGCGACAAAUAUCACAAACAGCAGGAUAUAGCUGUUUACUGUUGUUUUGUUCGCCAGAACAAGACUUAGUGUGAAUGGACGCUUUGAGCCUCUGACCUUAUAAAAGAGGUCAUACGUGACGGUCAUGAUGGUGGAGGAAGCUGGUAAGCUUCAGCUCCGGCGUCUGGAGCCACCCAUACAGAAAUUCAUUAAAGUGGCCAUCCCCACAGACCUAGAAAGACUGCACCUGCAUCAGCACAACAUAGAAAAGUUUCAGAAAAGCAGACAGUGGGACAAACUGCAUCAAGAGCACAUCAACUCCAGCCGCACAGUCCAGCAGUUGCGUUCUAACCUGCGGGAGAUGGAGAAGCUGUGUGGGCGUGUGCGCAGUGCCGAUGCCGCAGACCUGGAGAAACUUGUUCAGCCAAUCAGAGAGCGUGCCUCAGCUGCCAUACAGGAGUUUCUUAGGAUGCAUUCGGAUGCUGUCAAUAGGCCCUGCUUCCAAGAAACUGUAAGCACAGAUGAGCACAUUGCCACAGAUACAUCACACAGUGAUGGUGACACAGGUGUUCCUGGUUCCACUGUUCUUCAAAAACAGCUGCUUCUACCUGAAAUCCCAGUGGAUCAGAACGCUGCAGAGUCCUGGGAGUCUUUAGCGGAGGAUCUGCUGGAGCUGGACGGUUUAGUAAAUGAGUUCUCCGCCAUUGUUCAUGCUCAGCAGGAGAAGAUUGACAGCAUCGAGGCAAACGUUAGCAUAGCAGCCGCUAAUGUGGAGGAGGGGACCCAGAGCCUGGGGAAGGCAGCCCGUUCGAAGCUGGCGGUUUUGCCGGUAGCCGGUGCAUUCGUGGGGGGAGUGCUGGGGGGACCGCUGGGACUGUUAGCAGGGUUUAAAGUGGCGGGGGUCGCUGCUGCCGUUGGGGGUGGACUGCUCGGUUUCGCCGGGGGCAACCUGAUCCAGCGAAAGAGGAAAGAUCGAAUCGAGGGGCAUCUGCAACAGCUCAAAAGCAACAACAACAGUAACAACGACCACGAACAUAGUCAAUAACACACUCAAAGCACAUUUGUUUUUGUAGACAGAACACGGAGGAGCUGGCGACCCACACACUUUCAGACAAAAACACCAUACCCUCAACAUACAUAACCCAGAAAACAUAACCACAACUGCAGAGGAACUCCUACAUGCAAUGCAAACACGCACAUGCAUGGGAACAUGCUGCACCAAGUGGACUGGCUGAUUUUCCUUACAUUAAACCGCCUUAAUUCAUCAACCUCCUCUGUGCCAAAGCAAAGAAGGCCUUAUUCCAUCUCAUCUGUGGCCAAACUGCUGAUUUUGUCAUUUGAUAUUAGCAUUAAAAAUGUGAAUAAUUAUAGGUGAUUGUUGUGUAAGGACUAUGUGAAUUUUGGUAUUUUUAAAUAAUUAUUGAUUACAGAGAUGUACAACAAGAUCGGUUAUAUAUACUGAGCAGCUUCAGAAUAGAGGACCAGCUUAUUGUAACUAAUCAAGCGUCAUGGCCUGAUUUAACUCAUUUAAAGGGGCAGUUCACCCAAAAAUUGUUAUAAUUUUCUCACCCUCAAGUUGUUCCAAAUCUGUAUCAAUUUCUUUGUUCUGAUAAACACAGAAAAAUUAUUUGGUAGAAAGCUUGUAACCAAACAGUUUUUGGCCACCAUUGACUCCCAUAGUAGGAAAAAUUACAAUGGUAGUCAAAAGUGCCCCAGAACUGUUUGCUUUCCUACAUUCUUCAAAAUAUCUUCUUUUUGUUUAACAAAACAAAGACAUUUAUAAAGCAAGUUUUCCUACUAUGGUUGUUAAUGGUGGCCAAGAACUGUUUGGUUACAAGCAUUCUUCCAAAUAUCUUUCUUUGUGUUCAGCAGAACCAAGAAAUUUAUACAGAUUUGGAACAAUUUGAGGGUGAGUAAAUGAUGACAUCAUUUUCAUUUUGGGUGAACUGUUCCUUUAACAACGUUUUGCUAGGCUGCUAACAGUGUACUUUACAAAUGAUCAAAGUACCCAAAAUACCCACAUGCUGUAUUGUAACUAUGAUGGGGUUCUUUUUCCAUUUUGUUUUUGGGAAGGUAUAUAAUUGAAAUAUUGAUGAUCUGCAGCACUGUUGGGAAUGGGAUUGAAGACGAAGUGUAAUAGUGGCCAAUUACAUCUCUUUCCUCUAUAACACUAUUAACACGUGGUACUAAAUGAUAAUUAACAGCUAGCCACUGUAGAGUUUAGAGAUAAUUGUCACAAAUUAUCAGUUAUUUUGCCUUAACUUCGUGAUAUUUCACCCAAAAAUGAAAAUUCUGUCAUCAUUUACUCAGCCUCUUGUCAUUUCAAACAUGUAUGAUUUUUUUUCCUUCUGCAGAACACAAAAGAUGAUAUUUUGAAAAACUUGCAUUGGUUUUGUGUCCAUACAAUAGAAGUGAAUGGGGGCCAGUGCUGUUCUGUAACCAAAUUUCUUCAAAAUAUCUUCUUUUGUGUUCUGCAGAAGAAAUAAAGUCAUAAAGGUUUGAAAUGACAAGAGGGUGAGUAAAUGAAGAAAGAAUAUUUAUUUUUGGGUGAACUAUCCCUUUAAUUGUGAUACUUAACAUUAAACAUUUCCGAUAUCGAAGAAAAUCUCAGGCUGCUUAGACAAUUUUAUUUGUAACACUUUUUAUAUGAUAAGCUAUCGUAAUGGAUGUCAAUCAAAACUGAAAUUGUUUUAUUCUUACCAUUAUUGGUCUUUAUGGCAAUACGUAUAACACUUAUGAAACGUGUGAUUUAUAGCUACAAGUAUUUACCAGACAAGUUAUAAUAAAAGUCACCCAGUAAUAAAUCAUUGUUGCACAUGAGGAAGAAUUGUUUUUUGGCAUAAUGUUUGUGAUGUUAGUAAUGUUGUGGUGAGAAAAAAAACCUACAAAAAUAAUGAUAUAAAUGAUGCCUCAUAUAAUCUGUCAUUUCUUUAUUAUUUUUUGGUUUUGUUUGCAAGCGAUGCAUCUCACAACAGUGUUUUUGUCGAGAUGUAUAUGAUUGAUACAGCUCAGGUGAAAAAUCCUCAUAAAGGUUUAUUGUUGUCCAGGCUGCUCAUGUCUUUGUGUACCGCUGCUACUAUUGGGAUGAAGGAAUAGGUGAUAGAUUUUGGUGAGGUUUCCCUGUAAGGCUUUGAUAACGCAGGCCUCCGAGAGGCAAAUCUAAUACUGAAAUCAAUGCAGUGUGAGAGCUCCUUCAGCACAAACAACAUUUAAAUGUUAUUUGAUUAUAGUCCUGAAGGACUGGCAGCAAAGCUGAACAAUAGCCUUUUGUGGUUUAUCGAUCCUUAUUUUAGUCGCACUUGUCAAAAACAGGAAAAUAAAACACUGCGUUGUCCAACGGUAGCUCCAUCGUGUCCUUUUUUGUAUUUGCUUUGUGUGUGACUGAUUCAGAAUCAGUUAUAGUUACAUUAUUUCUGUAGUAAUUAACACUUUUUAUUUUUUAUUUUGUUUACAUCUGCCUCACUAUAAACAACCCCCAGUCUCACGCAUUAGGGCUGGUUUUGUUUUGUGGGGUGUGCGGGGAUCCCCCCACAAACACAAAACCCGGUCUGAGAGGCACGCCGGCCCCCACGCCUUCCUCAUAACACAACACGCUGGACUUCCCCUACGAAGGGACGAGCGAGCGUGUCCUCAGCAGCACAUGUAAGCCACUCUGUGCGUGAUACGCGAGUGCUGAGCCAUGCAUGUGUUUGACUGCUCGGGAGGGAAAGUCCCAGAUGACUGACCUGAACAAAGAAAGCAAUGUGCUGCACUUUCUAUAUACUGCCCGUAUGUACUCAAAUGGAAAAUAUAGCAGGCCAUCUGUGGUGCGCUGUGAUGUAAUCUCCAUAGGCGAUGUCAUGUCAUGGGUUUCUGCUGUGGGUGGGAAGAUGUUACAUGACGUCAGGGACCGUUUUUGUAGUCUCACUGAAACACCCACUUCUUAUCAUUUCCAUUUUACUAUAAAGGAGUAACUAAAGAUGAUAAAGGCCAUCUUUGAUGUCUGCAAGAAAGGAUGUGGAAAAACCAUGGUUACAGUGCGUCAGCCUCACUGCAAGGUAUAAAGUUUGUAGUUAUAGAAAGCUACAUAUUUUGUGUCUUUUUGGUGAUAUUACAGUUUUUCAAGUUUUUAGCCUAUCAGUAGCCUGUCUGCUAGUUUGGCUUUUUUUGUGGCACAUUUCGAACACAUUUGAAAUGAAAAUUCAUUAAUCAUUUAUUCACCCUUAUGCCAUCCAAAACCUGUAUGUGACUCUUUCUUUUGUGGAACACAAAAAAGAUAUUUUGAGAAUCGUUUCACUGGUUGUUUUAUACAAUGGAUGUCAAUGAGUGAUAAUGUGCUACACUAUUACGUGAUACUCUUUUGAAACUAUUUUACAUUUUUAUAACUCGUCUU